Molecule: messenger RNA, 1969 nt
Organism: Glycine soja
Lineage: Eukaryota; Viridiplantae; Streptophyta; Magnoliopsida; Fabales; Fabaceae
Product: rho GTPase-activating protein 5-like
Exons: 5
Coding region: 351-1613 (420 amino acids)
Biological process (GO): signal transduction
Molecular function (GO): GTPase activator activity
Source: RefSeq, a predicted model, not a curated record
CCAUCUUCAAGUGUUCAUUUCAUUUCUCACCGGUUUGUUUUUUUGUUGUCUAUCUGUCUUUAGUUCUACUCUUCCUAUCCUUGUUGGUGACUUUCUCUCUCCACUCACUCCAACACAUACACAAGCGUGACUACUACUUUGUUCAACGCUCCACAGCACGCAACAUAACAUAAAAAAUAUGAAAAUUAAAAAGAAAAACUGAGUUAAUGAUUCUCACGUCCCACACCCUAGAAACACUACUGCACUUUCCUUCAAUCCAACUCCAAGUCACAACCUUGGCAUUUUCUGAAACAAAAUCUUUGUGCUUUCGUUUUUUAUAUUCCAAGUAAAGGCCUCUUUCAUUGCCAGCCAUGACCGAGGUCCUCCACUCCUCCCCACCUCGUUUUGUUGCUUCAUCACCACCAACAAAGACAAGGACAACAACAACAACAACAACAACAAAGACAAGGACAACAACACCAACAACCUCUUCAUUCUCUUCUCCCAAUGCCUUUCUCCUCCGACCUCUCUUGGCGCUUCUUCUGACCCUUCUCAGGAAAUCCUUCCAGCUUCCUCGCAAAAACAUCGGCUCCAUUAUGGACAUUGGCUCCCCAACGAACGUGCGCCAUGUUGCGCAUGUCACCUUUGAUAGGUUCAAUGGUUUCUUGGGCUUGCCUGUUGAGUUUGAACCUGAGGUCCCCAGAAGGCCUCCUAGUGCUAGUGCAUCUGUUUUUGGAGUUUCAACAGAAUCCAUGCAGUUGUCGUAUGACUCAAGAGGGAACAGUGUGCCAACAAUACUGCUGUUGAUGCAAAGGCAUCUGUAUGUUCAAGGAGGGUUGCAGGUGGAGGGGAUUUUCAGAAUUAACGCGGACAAUGGUCAAGAGGAACAUGUUAGGGAUCAAUUGAAUUUGGGAGUGGUCCCAGAAGGCAUUGAUGUACAUUGUUUGGCAGGGCUAAUUAAGGCUUGGUUUAGGGAACUUCCUACAGGCAUUCUAGAUUCAUUAUCACCCGAGCAGGUAAUGCAAUGCCAGACUGAGGAUGAAUGUUCUGAACUAGUGAGACAUCUACCUCAUACUGAAGCUUCACUCUUGGACUGGGCCAUCAAUCUGAUGGCUGAUGUUGUCCUACAUGAGCAUGUUAAUAAGAUGAAUGCGCGUAACAUUGCCAUGGUUUUUGCACCAAACAUGACUCAGAUGGCAGACCCUAUAUCUGCAUUGAUGUAUGCAGUUCAAGUAAUGAACUUCUUGAAGACACUUAUAUUAAGGACAGUGCGGGAAAGAAAGGAUUCUGUGGUAGAAUCAUGUCCUAGAUUUUAUCUACAACCUUCUGUAGAUAAUGAAAACCGUAGAAUUUUGGAGUCCUUCCGGCAAGAUACUCCUGCAGAAAAUGAAGAGGCUCAAGAAAACUUUGUUUUAGAGAAAACUGCCUUAGACCGUUCCCCUGAAUCACUCCAAAACAACUCAACUGGAGGAGAACCUGGCAGUUUGACAAACUCUUCUGAGAAUCUUGUUUGCAAUGAGGAUUUGUAUUGUGAGUUUCCACCCGUAGGAAACAUGGGGAAGAGUAAAACUGGCCAAUCAAGUAAGUCAAAUGCUAGAAAAGAGUCCAAAAAGACAAGAGGCAGCAACCUGUGAUCCAUCAAAUAGUGCCUGUUGAGAAAAAAAAAGGAAUUGGUAUUUUAAGUCACAUAGAUACAAUAAAUGAAUAGAUCAAAGCGUGGCUGUGAAGAACAGAAGAGGCACUGAAAUGUAAAUUGAUUAUUUGACAUUGUGGCAUUGUAAGUUUGUUUAUGUCUCAAGUUGCAAAUUGCCAGGGGAAGUUUGUGAAUUGGUCCUUUAUGAUUUCUUUUUCCUUUUUCCUUUGUUUGUUUAACUUAUCUGAUUUCAAGAAUAGUACUAUGAUCACACUAACAUUGUAAUGAAAUAUCAUUCCCUGUGUGUUUACUUGUGUUCAUAAUUAUUCCUUAAUAAUAAAUUAAUCUUCUGUUGCC